AUGGUGCAACUAUUGCACACAAACGGGCAGUUAACUGGUCUAUCUCAUGAGGAAGCACGAGUGCAUAUCCAAAAUUUCCUCGAGAUCAGUGACACAUACACUCCAAUGGGAGUGAACUCUGAUUAUGUGAGGCUCACAUUAUUCCCUUUUUCUCUGCUGAGGGAAGCAAAAAGAUGGCUGAACUCUGAGCCCGCAAAUUUCAUAACAACUUGGGAUAAUCUUGCCCGAAAGUUUUUGAUAAGGUUUUUUCCAUUCGGUAAAACAGCCAAGCUGAGAAGCGAUAUAUUAAGCUUCCGACAGAAAGGAGGGGAAAACUUGUACCAAGCUUGGGACAGGUUUAAGUCCCUGUUGCAAAGUUGCCCACAUCAUCAUCAAGCUAACGAAGUGUUGGUCCACACCUUCAUUGAAGGGUUGGAACCAAACACAAAAAUUUUACUUGAUUCUGCUGCAGGUGGACAAACUUUGGAGAAGAUAUAUGUUGAGCUGUUUACAUUACUUAAUAGAAUUUCAGAGGGUAACCCCGAGUGGAAUGGUGGAGGAGCUAAACAGAUCGUACAGAAGACUGCUGGAGUGUUGGAAAUGGAUGCAGUGACAACUUUGUUAGCACAGAUCGCAACAAUGCUGAAUAUGAUGACUACUUGUUUCAGCAACAUGUCACUAGGACAACAACAAGCCCAAGUUAAUGUGGUACAUCAACCACAAACUUGGUGUGAAGUAUGUGGAGGUGGAGAUCACAAAGCCGAGGUAUGUGGAGCAAACCCAGACUCUGUUCAUUUUGUAGGUAAUGCUCAACGGGGAGGAAAUCACCAGAGCUAUGGAAAUACCUACAACCUAAGCUGGUGGAACCACCCAAACUUUUCAUGGGGUGGCAAUCACAACCAACAUCAAGGACAGAACCAAUACAGACCACAGAGUAGUGGACAAAAGUACCAUCAGCAAAAUCAUGGUAAUCAACAGGCUGCCAAGCAAAGUGAUAUGAGUGUGGAAGACAUGCUAAAACAAAUCAUGGCGGAUCAAGCUAAAUUGGCAGCAGAUGUUCGAAACAAUCAAUUGGCGACUCAGAACUUGGAGAAGCAGUUUGGGCAGUUUGCUAGUGCUCAAAAUUCCUGA
Molecule: messenger RNA, 1110 nt
Organism: Solanum tuberosum (potato)
Lineage: Eukaryota; Viridiplantae; Streptophyta; Magnoliopsida; Solanales; Solanaceae
Exons: 1
Coding region: 1-1110 (369 amino acids)
Source: RefSeq, a predicted model, not a curated record